Messenger RNA from Acanthosepion pharaonis, 912 nucleotides. Lineage: Eukaryota; Metazoa; Mollusca; Cephalopoda; Sepiida; Sepiidae. The record is from the annotation of a GenBank genome assembly.
AUGAACUGGCCACACCUGCUAACAUUCACUCGACAGCAGAUGCCACUUGAUUCUUUCUUUCUUUCUUUCUUUCUUUCUUUCUUUCUUUCUUUCUUUCUUUCUUUCUUUUACACUUUCUUUCUCUCUUUUUCUCUCUCUUUCUUUCUUUCUUUCUUUUUCUUACAUUUUCUUUUUCUUUCUUUUUCGUUUUUCUUUCUUUUACUCUUUCUUUCUCUCUCGAUUUCUUUCUUUCUUGCUUUCUUUUACUCUUUUCUCUCUCUCUCUCGCUUUCUUUCUGUCUUUCUCUCUCUCGCUUUCUUUCUUUCUUUCUUUCUUUCUUUUUCUUACAUUUUCUUUUUCUUUCUUUUUUCGUUUUUCUUUCUUUUACUCUUUCUUUCUCCCUCGAUUUCUUUCUUUCUUGCUUUCUUUUACUCUUUUUUCUCUCUCUCGCUUUCUUUCUGUCUUUCUCUCUCUCGCUUUCUUUGUUUCUUUGUUUGUUUCUUUCUUUCUCUUGGUUCCGGCGAAGUUCAGUCAAAUUAUAUCGCUUGCUUCAAAUCUCGCCACAAAUCUCGUUCUCAUCUCGCUUCUUCUCUCCCAUCUCCAUGUUUAUUCCUGGCCCGCUCACUGCAAUCACCGAGCCGAACUGACACUUCCAUAAGUCGGAGUAAAUCCGGUCGGCAGCUUAUUCGAUCCAACUCUCUUCUCAUUUGCCGCCCUUACACUAUUCCCCUGGACGUGGACAGCUCAUCUCUUGCUAAAUCUCUCAUCGAAUCGUAUUUAAUCUACGCUGCUUUUACGGUGGAUGACAGGGCGGAUUCUAAAGUUAUUUCACUGUUUUCAAGAAACACCCACGAUGGAUACACAGCAAUCUAUCUAUCUAUCUAUCUAUCUAUCUAUCUAUCUAUCUAUCUAUGUACGAAGAUGUAUCAAUAA